AGACAUUUGUUAUAAAAUUUCAUCAAUUUAAAUAUAUUAGAAAUUAUUCUCUGUUCAUUAUUUGUCAAGAAUAAGAUUUAAAUAUUACCAUAGAAGGCAACUUUAUUUAUGAUAAGAAGAGAAAUUUCGUUUAAUCAAUGGAAUAUACGUUCGCAUAAUUACUCGAGGAACACCCGUUAAGCCACACACACAGAACAGAAAGCAACGAACAAAUAAAAUCAGACUAUCGGCUUCCGCAAUCGAAAUCCAGCGUGUACAAUUAAACGUUUGGCACCCGAAUCGUCAAAAUUCCAAAAAACGUGAAUGGGUCUCUCUAUAGUAGAGGCGGUGUGCGAUUGCAAUGAAAGCAGCGCAUCGUCCCAGACCUUAAAAUGUUACAUCGCAACAAAGGAUCUCCUACCAUCAUGCAAACCACUCAUAAAGGCCACAAUGAAGACAAGAUGCACUUUUCGUCGCAUGAUAAUUUCCACUGUCGUAAUAAUCAUAAUCCUGGCUAUUAUAUAUUGCUUGACAAUAUCUGGACAACACGUGCAAAAUAUCGGUAGAAAUUUAAGAAGUCAAAUACAAGCUCGAAUUCACGAACCGCUACCUAGAAUAUUACAAUUUCGAACAAUAGAGAUUCCUAGAUCGGAAACGGAGGUGGAGGUGGAGGUGGAGGCGGAGGCGGAGGCGGAGGCGGAGCCAGAGGCAGAUGCAGAGCCAGAGGCAGAAAUAGAGGUAGAUGUAACGGAUUGAGUUAAAAAAUAUCAAAAAGGUUAACAAAGAAUUCCGAAGAAUUCAAAGAGACGUAUAAUAAAAUAAUUGUAAGUAUUUUUGUAUCUACGAGGAUGAGAAUGACAUUUUAAACAAAAUAUUUUGUCACGAAAUGUCAUUCAGUAUCGUGAAUCUUUCUUUUUUAUUAAAAUUCGAGAUUUCUCUCUCUUGUUUGUAGAUUUAAGUAGAGAUCGGUUCAUGACAUUUCGACAUACGAAGAGGUUAGGAAUAUCGAUACGUUCAUAAAUAAUCCUUAUUAUUUUAUUUUAUAUAAAACAACAAUUCGAUGGUAAAUAUUAGAAAAUGGAUGUUUAGAUGGAUGAUAUAUCUCGUCAAUAGUAUCACAUAAACAAAAUUUGUAUUGUGAUAUUCAUAUUUUGUCCCGUUAUCAUACUCGAACAAUACAGUUUUAUAAAGUAUCAAAAAGUGUUUUAAAGUUUAUAUCCCAAGCCAUAAGGAUUAAUAAACAUAUAAAUAAGAAGGAUUAAUACAUAUAAACAAAUCAAUAUUUUAAAUAUUUUACAAAAAAUAUAAAAAGAUUUCUAAGAGAAGAGGUUAUUCUACUCUAUUCUAGAAUAAAUACAAAUUCCACGUGAAUUUACUUGAAGCACGAAAACUUGAACGCAAAACUUGGGCGCAUGCGCACAUAAGAUUGAAAGAAGAAAGAAGAGGGAAGAACGUUUGAUCCUGGAUAACGAAGUGAGAAGUAUGAUGCGCUGUGCGUGCGCAUAAAUCCGUGUCCGAAACAGAGCGAGGCAGAAAUACAUUUUUCAUCUGCAACAUUAUUCGAGGCGAAAGUAAUAUUAUAUUUCACGGAACAACGCCGAUACGUAUUCUGUGUAUCGUAACAGCUGCGGACAUAUGGAGUACGCAUAGGGAAGUGGGAUGAGAGUAGCAGAAAGAGGCGAGACCCUGUGAUCCAUAUUUCGAUUUUUCCGCACCGAUCAAAGCGUAUCGUAUAGGUUAUACGCGCUGAAAAAUCAAAUUCAAUGGUUCGAAUGCGUUUGUACAAAAGGUAAACUCUAUCGCCAUAAACGCUAGGCCUUGAUUGCGUGGUAUGCAAGUGAAAUUCAUGGUUCUGCUACUUUAUGAGUGUAUGCUCAUACGAAAGGAAAGAGGGGAAAAAUGAUAUGUAAUAAUUUUAUUAGUAUCAAAUCUUUUAUGAAAUUUAUAUAUAUAUUUUGUCGUGCAAAUGUAAACAAAUGUAAUAAAUAUUUAUUAUUAUUAUUAUUAUUAUUAUUAUUAUUACAGUGUUUAGAAUAAAAGCGAAUGCAUUUGGAAAAUGAAAAUAUAUAAAUUUAUAAUUGAUCGAUCGGAUGGGAAGAAUAUAAAAA
Messenger RNA from Apis mellifera (honey bee), 2087 nucleotides. RefSeq lists its product as uncharacterized. The transcript has 2 exons. The record is from RefSeq and is a predicted model, not a curated record. The coding region runs from base 304 to 735 and encodes 143 amino acids. NCBI's taxonomy places the organism in Eukaryota, Metazoa, Arthropoda, Insecta, Hymenoptera, Apidae.